This is a messenger RNA of Salarias fasciatus (jewelled blenny), 9400 nucleotides long. RefSeq names its product tet methylcytosine dioxygenase 1 (gene tet1). Gene Ontology annotation, biological process: chromosomal 5-methylcytosine DNA demethylation, oxidation pathway; positive regulation of transcription by RNA polymerase II. The record is from RefSeq and is a predicted model, not a curated record. Gene Ontology annotation, cellular component: nucleus. Lineage: Eukaryota; Metazoa; Chordata; Actinopteri; Blenniiformes; Blenniidae. The transcript has 12 exons. Bases 518 to 7111 code for a protein of 2197 amino acids. Gene Ontology annotation, molecular function: DNA binding; DNA 5-methylcytosine dioxygenase activity; zinc ion binding.
UUGGCCAGCGGAGCCUGUAGGUUGCGUCUGGUGGAGGGAGAGUGAGCGGGGCUGCCCUGGAUGGACUGACAUAAGAGGGAUUUACAUUUUAACGGGUGUCGUGCUCCGUGAACGACUACGCGGAGCGCCGCGCGGAGACCUGCGUCCCCCGACUGCUCGAUGUGCGUCCACGCUGUCGGUGCGUGGAUCAUGCCCGUGUGUCAUCGCCGUGGGAGGAUUGAACUUGCCAGCAGUCUAUAUUUGCCGAGGAGGGAAACCAAUACGAGGUCUCGCUGUCUCGCUGGAGCGGAGUAUUAUUAGCAGUUCAGACAGUGCAACUGCCUCUCUGUGGUCAUGCACUGCUAUUACAAAGUAACAACAGUAAAAGAGUCAAUGCAAGUUAAAGUUUAAAAGCUAAAACGGAUAAAAUAAUUUAAUUUGCAAAAGAAAAAGAAAACAUUGUGUGCAGAGCAAAGGAAAAACAUUCACCUUGCCCCCAUGCUGGCUGACAGCAGUCCUCACCUCCACACCCUCAGCCAUGCCUGCUUCCACCAAACCCACCAGGAGACAGACACCUGCUCAGCGGAAAAACGGACCGAAAGGUGUCAGCACCAAGAGGCAAACCUGCAACUCAAAUAAACCCAGAGGAAGAGCCGCAGAGAGAUCCCAGAAAGCGCCCGCUGAGCCGAAGCAGUCUGCCACCAGAGCCGAGGCCGGCCGGAGCCCCCGCGGAAGAGGCAGGCCCGCUGGCCAGGGUCCUGGAAGGUCCCCAGGCAGAGGCAACCAAGCCCUAAAUGUAACAGGAUCUGCAAGGCUUAGACGCUCAAGCCAUCGGAGUGACCAUUGUGUUCAGCUGCGAGCCCCCCUGGUGCGUAGGAAGUCUCAGCGGGGCACGCAAGUGUCUGUUACUCCCUGCCAGCCUCCCAAGCCGUGCAGGGGAGGGAAAACUGGCAAGAGGAACACGGGGAGAAGAACGGCGUCACAAAACACAAGCAAUCAGGCAGUGAGUACCAGCGACAACUGUUCACCUGCCAAGGAAAAUAAGCAUUUGGACAACUGUGAUGGUGAUGAUGAUGAUGAUGAUGAUGAUGAUGAUGAUGAUGACGAUGAUAAAAAUCUCCCGGUUCAUCCCAAAACUGAUGUUGAAGUUCCUGCCAGUAUUAAAGACGCAGGGUUUGGAGUCAACAGUGGUAAGGAGGUCAGUCCACUUAAAGCUGACUCGCCGCCAUGCGAAGGCGCGCUGGAAGACUGUGUGCAGCGCAGCUGUGGCCGUCCUGGAGCCCAGCACGGCGGCGAGGCAGCCAGCCGUCACGGCGAAGGUGACCCGGAGUGCGACAUCGAGGCUUCAGUGUGUGACGAUGUUGACGGACAGCGAAAACUCUGCAGCAGCAGGGGUGAAGCUUGUAUCUCGGAGCUAAUGAGCGCCGGCUCAUCUGGCGUGCAGCGCGGCUGUGAGGACAGUGAGAGUUCACCUGUCCUUGGAAAUAAGCUUGAUCAUCACGCCAGUGAUGUUGAGAGAGGUGAUUUGUCUCCUGUUCAGCGAGAGGAGGGUAACAUUUUAGUCUUGAAUGACUGUGGGACUGAGGAGAGAAAGACACCUGUCAAAGAGGAGAUUGGGCACAAUGAAAGACAACGCCUGGAGAUAGAACAGGCUGCUGAGACGACGAAAGAGAGAGAGCAGACUAUUGAGAGGCUGGGAAAUGGUGAGAGUGGAAAGGAACAAAUCAAUGUUAGAGAAAAUUUCAGUUCUGAAAUUUCUGCUGAAUCCCAAACCUGCACUCCAGCCUGUCCUGGCCCGGAUCCGCCUCGCUCUACCGAGGGACUGACGGCACAGUCAGAGUCACCUGCCCGUGAGCUACUGGUCUCCAACACAGCUACCUCAAACUCCACCAAAGCCCUCUCCAGCGCAGAGGCACGCGAGCCAGACGGUCUGAUCCAGGGGAAAGCAGACAUUCAACCUACCGCUGAUGGUGCUAAAUUUCAGUUCUCAAUGUCUCCAGUUGUCCCUGAGGCAGCCCUGAUGGUGCAGACUGUCGUUGUGAAAAGGCACAUGCCAGUUAUUAUCUGUAGAGACUCUCUCAAACCUGAAAGCUUGAGGGAUUCUAGCCACAUUGAACUACACCAACCACAGAGCCAAGAGAUCCCUUCUCCUCUGGGAGAAAGACGAGAUUGUGCGCCACCAAUGACACAGACCAAAGAUGGUAAAUCCAAUCCAGAGUCACUGGAGCACAGCAGAGAGCGAGAGACGUCCUCAACGUCAUUGGUAGUUAGUCAGUGGAGCACAGAUGUCCCUGCUGCUGAGCGUGAACCAAACCUCAGUGAGGACAGAAGUCAGGCAGCAGUGCCGGAGCAGGAGUCAGUGCCAAAGAUCUCCACUCUUUCUCUAGACAGCAGCUCCACCUUCUCCUGCAGCUCGGAGAGCACCCGCUCCUCUUUUUCUUUCGACACUGAAUCAGAAACAGGUUACGGAGAGUCCAGUCCCUCUGUCCUACCGGGAUCCUGGGGCCCGGAGGGGGGCGGUCCAUUCUCCCGGAGAGCAUCGAACUCACAGAGGAAAGAGAAGAAGAAGAGGAGCAGGUGCGGGACGUGCGAGCCGUGCCUGAGGAAGAUAAGCUGCGGCCGGUGCAGCUGCUGCCUCAACCGCAGGACUGGCCAUCAGAUCUGUAAGCUGAGGAAGUGUGUGGAACUAAAAAGGAGAAGAUCGACAUCUCUGCUAGUACACUCCACCGCACAGGUGGUUCCAGAAAGUGGGUCGGUAAAUGGCAAAGCCAAGGCACAGAUGGAUGACACCCACAUGGCAGCAGAAGAAGAUGAGGGGGAAGAAGGCCAUAUACCUCAUACACAAACCCCCCCCAUCACGCACUCGCAUACCCACAACCUGGCCUCAGACCAGACAGGAUGGCCGGCUCUUAUCAAAAGAGAAACCGGGCUGGAGCUGACUGGCAUUGCACUUAACCAUCACAUACGCUCUUCUGGGACUAUUCUGAACGGUUCUGCUGAGAACCUGACGAAACCGAAUGGUGCUAAUACAACCACAGGGUCACACGCAGAGUUGAAGCCUGCUUAUAAAAGGACUACAAAUGCAUCAGAGCCUCAAAGGACUAUAAUAGCUGCAAUCACUAAAGACGGCUCUGUGAAUGGACCAAGGACUCCUCCAGAUGAUAUGUCAGUUCCAAUAAAGAAGAUCAAACUGGAAGAACCUUGGGUGUGGAUGACUGAUAAAACCACCGUACCACUGAGUGAUGAAGACGAAGUAUGUGAAGACCCGCUGUCUACCCUGGCAGCCGUUGUCUGUCUUUCUGUCACAGAGAGGAAGGGACUUGAGGAGAAACUUUUCAGCUCACGUUCUUCCAUCCUUCGCGCCAUCAAAACCGAACCGCCAGAUUCACUCUUUGUCAAAAAAGAGAAAGAUGACUUAAAGAAUGAUUUUUGCCAGAAAAGCAUUCCUAUCAACCAACAAAGGUUCUGCCAAACCAUUAAAAGUGAACCUCCUCCAAGUGAUUUGCUACCAAGUGUGCAGUCUCUGGCAGAGAAAAGGAAUCUCAGUUUUGAUCAGGCUGUUGCUAUCGAGGCCUUGACUCAGCUGGCAGCUAUACCUCACAGCACCCCAGGGUCCAUUAAGGCUGAAAGCGAUUGUGAACAUCCCAUCUCUGCCGCUGCCUUCCAUUCAAACACAACCCAGCAAGGAGCCAAACCCGCUGCAGCGAUCUGCUCCAACAAAGUCUCGGUCAUAAGUUCACCACUACACCAGACGUCAGUCAUACGCCCCCCCGUGGCCAGACAAGGAAAUGUCAUCCAGUGUUCCCGGGGGGUGAGCUCCAAUGCUAAGCUGUCCCUGCAGGACCUUCUGGAGGCCAGUUCAGAUGGUGAUAAAGCAUCCUGCAGGCAAACGGAGCAGAGCUUUGGUUCUUUUGUGAUCAAAUCAGAACGCAGCUAUAAAGACCAGAACGACGUGAAGUUCCAUCAGCGGUUGUGUGUCGAGGACAGAGGUGGCCUCACUGGUAAAGUCAGGAGGAACAGAGAUGAGGAAGAGGUGGCCGCUCAACUCGCAGACCUGGCCUUCAUCAUCCAGUCGAGACACAGCCAGCAGUCAGAAAACAACCCUCCGAGAGGAACACCGGUGUCGGCUAUCAAGUACAACUACAAAGUGCAGCAACUGCCCAGUCAGAAAAAGACUGUUGUGAAAAAAGUAAAAGCGACACCUUCCAAGCCCAGAAAGAAGAAAAGUGAUGGAUUGCAUGAGGGAAUCAACCGCAGAACUCCCCUUUCAAAACGCAUGGCAAACGGAGAGACACCUCACAGAGGCAGAGGCCAGAAGAUUCUCCCACAGGGAAAGUCAGGCAUCCACCACAGUAAGAACCUGUUUCUGCCACAGGCUCAGAUUGAUCUGAAGAGAUACUUGGCUGAGGCUCAGGAGGAAAGGAGGAAACUCAUCCAUAACAGCAGCACACAUAGUGCAGGCCUCUUUGGGCUGCAGAAUUUCAGCACUCUCACGAGGAUUAACCACACAUCUGGUCAAGAAAACCUGUGGUCUCUUUCCAAUGGUCCACUUCACCAAGGCAAUCCAUGCAAUGGUUAUGCUGCAGGACCAGAGGAAUGCGAAAGGCCUCUGUUAUCUCAGGUAACGCAGCCCUGUAGUGGGCUGCAGCACGGUUCCGAUGCAAACACCAGCCCAGACAAAUCUGCUUUUCUCUCCCACGCCGCCGGGUACCAAGGCCUGGCAAAUGGCUUCUCGGGGGAUCGUCAGUCCCCUCCUCCAAGCCAGCAGGGCUACUACAAACUCGAACAGUCGGGACCCAUCACCAUCCUGUCCACAUCUACUGACGGCGUUCACUCCGCUGAGUCAACUCCAAGCAAGAACAGUGUCAACAGCUUUUUGGAGUCUCCUAUGAGUUAUCUGGACACCCCGACCAAGAACUUACUGAACACACCUUCCAAAAAACUGGCAGAUCUUCCUUCCUGUCAAUGUGUGGAACAAAUCAUUGAAAAGGAGGAAGGCCCGUACUACACCCACCUCGGAGCCGGACCCAGUGUUGCUGCAGUGAGGGAAUUGAUGGAAAACAGGUAUGGUGCCAAAGGAAAUGCAGUUCGAGUGGAGGUGGUUGUUUACACCGGGAAGGAAGGCAAGAGCUCCCAGGGAUGUCCGAUCGCCAAAUGGGUGAUCCGGCGCGGCAGUGAGGAGGAGAAGCUGCUGUGUUUAGUCCGCCAGAGGCCAGGGCACCACUGUGACGCCGCCGUGCUGGUGAUUCUGAUCCUGGCGUGGGAGGGAAUCCCUCGACCGGUGGCGGACCACCUCUACCAGGAGCUGACACAGACCCUCUUUAAAUACGGCUCCCCCACCAGCCGCCGCUGUGCACUCAAUGAGGAUCGCACGUGUGCGUGCCAGGGUUUGGAUCCGGACACCUGCGGAGCCUCGUUUUCUUUUGGUUGCUCCUGGAGUAUGUACUUCAACGGCUGUAAAUUUGCCCGCAGUAAAGUGCCCCGCAAGUUUCGUCUGCUUGGAGACUACCCUGAAGCGGAAGAAAAGAUUGAAAACAAUCUUCAGAGUCUUGCCACUGAUCUUGCACCUCUCUACAAAAGACUGGCUCCUGAAGCUUACCAAAACCAGGUGGAAAAUGAGACAGCAGGUGGCGACUGCCGGCUGGGCAGGAAGCCUGGACGUCCUUUCUCCGGGGUCACAGCCUGUGUUGAUUUCUGCGCUCACGCCCACAAGGACACUAGCAACAUGAAUAAUGGCAGCACUGUGGUUUGCACAUUAACUAAAGAAGAUAAUCGCGCGGUGCGUAAUAUCCCGGAAGAUGAGCAGCUCCACGUGCUGCCACUUUACAAGAUCUCGGACUGGGAUGAAUUUGGCAGGGUUGAGGGCCAGUGGGCCAAAAUCCAAACUGGUGCUCUGCAAGUUCUGUCUGCUUUUCCUCGAGAGGUUCGUCUGCUUGCUGAGCCAGUGAAAUCAGCCCGUAAGAUGAGGCAGGAAGCCCGUCAGAAAGCUCAGGCAGAGAAACUGGAGAAGAAGAUGAGCCUGACUCCUCUCACACCAGGAAAAGUAAAAAUCGAAACACCCAAUAAAGAUCCACAGAGCUACUACAAUGCUUACAAACUACCACAAAGGCCUGCCAGCACUGGAAGGUACCCUCCGGAGAGGAAUCAACCCAGCACUUACAACCAGACGAACAGCAGCUACCCUCCGAUCGGGGCAGGGUUUACCCCCCAGAGGGACGUCCUCAGCCCCAACCACCACGGCCUGCCCGGCCACCAGACGGGACAGAUCGGCUCGGCUCUCCAUUACAAGACAAUAAGCGAUGCCGUGAACGGUUUCCCUCCAGCAUCCAGCGAUCAGAGUCCUUUGUCGGGACGUUUACCUCCUCAUAACCCCCUGGGUAACUACCCCAGUCCUUUCAAAGCUGAGCCCAGUGAGGCGCACUGCUCACCCCUGCGCAGCAUGGCCCACAGUGGGAAUGCUCAUCCUCCCCCUCCCACCUCCUACUCGCCCAGGCCUACCUCUGAAGGCCUCUUCAGCAGACUCAAUGGACUCCACGGGCCUGCAGCAGAGGCCACAGGAGAGGUCAGGGUUCAUGACCUCUCUUCGGUUUCAUCCCUGCCUCUCCCAGUACAAACUCCCCCACUGGAAACAGAGGAUGUCAAACAGGAGGAGGUGUGGUCAGACAGCGAGCACAACUUUCUGGACCACGAAAUAGGAGGGGUGGCCGUGGCACCGGCGCACGGCUCCAUCCUCAUCGAGUGCGCCAGACGGGAACUCCACGCCACCACCCCUAUCCUCCGGCCGAACCGCAGCCACCCCACCCGCAUCUCCUUGGUCUUUUACCAGCACAAGUCCCUGAACGAGCCCGGCCACGGGAUGGCGAUGUGGGACGCCAAGAUGGCCAAACGAGAGCGGGACCGGGAGGAGGAGGCCGAGAGGCUACGGCUGGAGGGCAGCCCCGGCAACAGCGUCGGGAAGACCGGCAAGGGAGGGGCGGAAAGGGAGGAGGACACGGGUGAGGAGAAGGAGGAGACGAGGACGAUGUCGGACGUCCCCACACGGCAGGCGUGGACUCUGCCGAGGGACGGCGUGAUCACCGUGUCUCCUUACGCCCUCACUCAGGUGACGGGCCCUUACAAUCGCUGGACUUAGCCCGUACGUUUUGCACCUAAACACACUCACACGCAUUACACCCAGAAAACUCCUACACUGUGUGCUUCUGCCUUACCUCAAUCAACUUCAUUCUGCUACUCUCAUUUUUUUUUUUUAAUGUCGUUUUUCAUCGUGCUUUUUUCCAAUAUCUGUUCACUUUUGUCUUUCGUCUUCGUAGUGACGAGAAAGACCCAAAGUUUAUUUGGCUUUUUAACUGUGAGUUUCGGUGUUGGAUUUUAUUGUAAAGACAUGGUGCUUUGAAGCAUUUAAAGACGUUUUUAAAACUGGUUUUAUAUACCUGAUUAAGAACAAAAAGAUGUGAUUAUUUAUUAUGAUCAUAACGAUUUCUAUUUAAUUUCUGGUGUACGCCUGUUUACUGCAAGAUUUCUAUGAUACUCUGCUUCAUGUGUUGACCCUCAGAUUUUUAUGCUGUACAGCUGGUCCUUUUUUUUUUUUUUAAGCCAACAGUCCUCCUCUCAUGAGACGAUUCUCAUUGGCUCAUCGGUGCCAUUCUCACUGUAAUCUCUGUCAAGCAAAAGUCAUUACACCACAUGAUGUAGAGAUCCAGAGUGAUAAUGUGCUCAUAUUAACUACAGAUUGUCACAUGUAGCAUUGUGUAUUUCCUUUUCCUCCAUCUGACUUUAGCUGACAGUUGUGGAAAGAAAUGUACUUCUUUAGUUUAUUUUGUUUUACUUUCACUUCAUCUGGAUGAUUUGUCUUUCAUUCACAGAUAUGUAUAACAUAUUAAGAAGCACUUUUUUUUUUCUUUUUUUUUUUUUAAAUUUCCUAAACUUAACUUGAAAAUGGUCCCGGUCAAUCGGCCUGAAUAUGUAUGUACAGACAGAGUUAUAUAUGACAGUUCUGCAUGAACCCUGUUUUAUUUUCUUUCUUUCUUUCUUUCGUUUUUUUUUUUUUUUUUUUUUUUACAGUAUUUCUGCAUAUAUUUGCUUUUCAUUCAUUUGAAUGGAAACGGCAUACAUAUCUAAUGAAAUUCCAAACGACGAGGAAUCGCGAAAUGCUGCAUCGGUGCAAUGCUCAUCAUUAUCAGCACUUAAGUUGUACGUUCAGCAUGUGGAAACAGGAAUUCAACAAUCUUUUAUAGGGAACAAGUGUGGUUAUAGGAAAUCAGAAGCUUACUUUGCAUUUUAAUGGUGCUAACAAGACUUGUUUUUAUACAGAAACCACAAAGUGUCUGAUACAUCCACUAAACAUUGCCAGCUGUCAUGUCCACUCUGUGUUCUGAUACAAAACUGCGUUAGCCACUGCUGAGUAAUCAUGCCGGUUCCUCCUCUGUUUUUUGUUGUAAAACCACUCAGACAUCGGAUUCCACUCAGACAAUUGCCUCAGACAACUUUGGGUGCUCGGCCCCUGUGAAGACUGUGUUUACAGUUCGUGUUUAUACAGGGUCAGAAUAAAGGGGUUGCAUUGAAUCAGGACUUUUAUGAACCUGUCGAUUUAAAAUUUAGCACAGCCCAUUAAACAAUUUUGCUUCUAUUUAUACUAACACUGAUGGCACGACAUUUUUUUUGUAGAAAAAUUUUUAACUUCGAACACUUGCUUUUGGUGCUAAUAGGAAAACCUGUCAAGGGACACUCAGACUUCACAUGGGUCUUUACUUACAUAGUUGUGAUGGCAUGGUGCUUUUUUUUUAAAAACCCGAACUGUCACUGAUCUGAUGUAUUCACCGCGAUGGUCACCAGUUCUCUCGAUCGUUACGAGAUGGCAACACACUGAGAUGUAUUCAUGAGUCAUUUUGCUGUACAAGAGCAAAAAAAAAAAAAAAAAAAAAAAAGCGAAUUACUGCAGAGGUCUGUCUAGAGUUCAAAUGUCUUCCACAGAAAACGAAAACUCAACAAUUCACCAGAACCACAACAAACAUGCAAAAUAAAUGAAUGUAAACUGGUUUUAGAAAGUCAACAUUUUUAAACGUUGUGUGAUAAACUUAGAAUUGUAAAUGUUUCUUUGGAAAUACUGUGGGGGACAACCUUGUUCCACAUUGAGCGUUUUUGUAUCAACAAUGAACUAACAAUAAGCACCAGCAUUCAAAAACCUGAAUAAACUUUUCUUAGUAAAAAAAAAAAAAAAUAGUGUAAAUAUGUAUGUGAACCACAUUGUUUUUACUGUAUUGCUAAUGGUGUUUUGACAAUGGGUGAUCUUGCUUAUUUUGAAACUGAAUUACUGUACUUGCUGAAAGUAUAUCCAGUUUAGACUUGAGAAGAGACUACAUUUAGCAUUCCUUUUACGGAAGGCUGAUCUCUUUCAGGAUUGUGAAAUAAAAUCAUAUUUAUA